Messenger RNA from Culex quinquefasciatus (southern house mosquito), 835 nucleotides. RefSeq names its product epoxide hydrolase 4. Gene Ontology annotation, molecular function: hydrolase activity. Bases 26 to 727 code for a protein of 233 amino acids. The transcript is spliced from 3 exons. The record is from RefSeq and is a predicted model, not a curated record. Lineage: Eukaryota; Metazoa; Arthropoda; Insecta; Diptera; Culicidae.
GCUUUUUGCGCACACCAAUCCGGAAAUGGUGGAUAAAUUCAUCAGCGUGGCGACGCCUCAUCCGAAUUUGAUGUGGGACAACCUGCCGAAAAAUUCUCCGUUCAACCGGAGGUGGUUGGAAUUUAUUCAGCUUCCAUACUUGCCUGAAAUGGAAAUGAAAUAUAAUGCAGAGCGCAUGUUAAAGAAGUGUUACCCACAUAUUUUAAAGGAAAAAAUGUACAUGACUGGUUCUAACGGAUCUGUGAUCAACAAUCUCAUGGAAGCGUACAAAUAUAUAUUCAGCCAAACCGAUGACUGGAGAGGUCCCCUAAAUUACUAUCGAAAUUUUCUAUUCUUUCGUGUGAAAGAAGGAGAAACUGUGCAAUGUCCAUGCCUGAUAAUUACCGGUAAUGACGAUCGGUUUUAUAAGCUGGAAUCUGUCGUAAAGAGUUCAGAUUUUUGCGAAAAUUUCAUCAUUAAAGUCAUCGAACAGUCUGGCCAUGCACCACACCAAGAAAUGUCGACAGAAUUCAAUAGUUUGCUAUUGAAAUUUUUGCUGGGAAAACGAAUGCUGGUUCGAUCACCAGAAAAUGCUGCCACCACUCCAACACGAGGAAUCGUUGGAAGAGUCUUUGGCGGGAUUGGGGCCGUUGCCAACAACACAGUAAAGUUGGGAAACAACAUCAAAGAUGGUUACACAUUUGCCAGUGCACUCAACAACGUGCCCAAUUUCAUUAUCAAAAGCUAACAUUUUUCAUUACCGGCAGUUCAGUUUUCUCAUUAUCCUGUGUUUGUGUACAUCGCUAGUUAGAGCAGAUUUAUAAAAACUACGAAUAAAUCCCUUAUAAAAAGCUUU